This is a messenger RNA of Cuscuta epithymum, 890 nucleotides long. The record is from the annotation of a GenBank genome assembly. NCBI's taxonomy places the organism in Eukaryota, Viridiplantae, Streptophyta, Magnoliopsida, Solanales, Convolvulaceae.
CUCAAGAGGAUAAGAGGAGUAGAGAAUGUGGAUGAAGAGUUUGAGGACUUGGUGGCAGCUAGUGAUGCCUCUAGGAAAGUUGAGAAUCCAUGGAGAAACUUGUUGCAAGAAAAGUAUAGGCCGCAACUCACAAUGGCUAUCAUGAUCCCAUUUUUUCAACAAUUCACUGGAAUCAAUGUGAUUAUGUUUUACGCCCCAGUGUUGUUCAAUACCAUUGGUUUCGGAGAUGACGCAUCACUCAUGUCCGCUGUGGUUACCGGUGGUGUUAAUGUUGUUGCUACUCUCGUCUCCAUUUACUAUGUUGAUAAAUUAGGUCGAAGGUUUUUGUUUCUAGAGGGUGGCAUUCAAAUGUUCAUUUGUCAGGUUGUAAUUGCAAUAUUUAUUGGAGUGAAAUUCGGAGUAAACGGAUACCCAGGCGAGCUGCCAAAGUGGUACGCCGUAGUAGUAGUGCUGUUUAUUUGCAUUUACGUGAGUGCUUUUGCAUGGUCAUGGGGGCCUUUGGGUUGGCUUGUGCCCAGUGAGAUUUUCCCGCUUGAGAUUCGUUCUGCGGCGCAAAGCAUUAACGUUGCGGUCAACAUGAUCUUCACAUUCAUCAUCGGACAAGUCUUCCUGACAAUGUUGUGUCACAUGAAAUUUGGGCUGUUCUUGUUCUUCGCCUUUUUCGUGUCUAUCAUGACCUCACUCGUCUAUUUGUUCUUGCCUGAGACAAAGAAUAUCCCGAUAGAGGAGAUGGUGGUUGUUUGGAAAAAGCAUUGGUAUUGGACAAGGUUCAUGAUUGAGGUUGAUUGUCCUGGAAAGCCGAACUCUAUCGAAUUGAGUGUUGUAGGAGAAGCUGCUUGAUAUGCACUAAUUAGUAGUGCAUAAAUGUGUCUUUUUAUGUUUGAUUUGUG